GGGGGCAGGUGCGUCGGCGGCAAGCAGCUUGCGGGAGGGAGCCUCGGCCACGGUGGCACCCUCCGACCAGCCGUAGGUGCCGUCAUCAGAGGGGGCAGGUGCGUCGGCGGCAAGCAGCUUGCGGGAGGGAGCCUCGGCCACGGUGGCACCCUCCGACCAGCCGUAGGUGCCGUCAUCAGAGGGGGCAGGUGCGUCGGCGGCAAGCAGCUUGCGGGAGGGAGCCUCGGCCACGGUGGCACCCUCCGACCAGCCGUAGGUGCCGUCAUCAGAGGAGGCAGGUGCGUCGGCGGCAAGCAGCUUGCGGGAGGGAGCCUCAGCAACGGUGGCACCCUCCGACCAGCCGUAGGUGCCGUCAUCAGAGGGAGCAGGUGCGUCGGCAGCCAGUAG
Chlorella variabilis is the source of this 387-nucleotide messenger RNA. RefSeq lists its product as hypothetical. The transcript has a single exon. The annotation marks the transcript as partial. Lineage: Eukaryota; Viridiplantae; Chlorophyta; Trebouxiophyceae; Chlorellales; Chlorellaceae. The record is from RefSeq and is a predicted model, not a curated record.